This is a messenger RNA of Macrosteles quadrilineatus (aster leafhopper), 2303 nucleotides long. It is a transcript of the gene Slh, whose product is annotated as protein sly1 homolog. Gene Ontology annotation, biological process: endoplasmic reticulum to Golgi vesicle-mediated transport; intracellular protein transport. Bases 102 to 1997 code for a protein of 631 amino acids. The transcript has 15 exons. Gene Ontology annotation, molecular function: syntaxin binding. Lineage: Eukaryota; Metazoa; Arthropoda; Insecta; Hemiptera; Cicadellidae. The record is from RefSeq and is a predicted model, not a curated record. Gene Ontology annotation, cellular component: cytosol; Golgi membrane.
GAAUUCUGUUAUAAUAAAGUUAAGUUAGUGAGUUGCAUUAAUUAUUAAUUUGUACAUAAACCAAGUUUAUUACCUUCUACAUAGUUUUGAAAUAAUUUGAAAUGACAACGCUCAGAGAGAAACAAAUAGGUGCGUUGAGGCAAAUGCUAAACUUGAACCAGCCUCAAACCAAAACAAUGGCCUCGGAACCAGUUUGGAAAAUUCUAGUUUAUGAUCGAUACGGACAAGAUAUCAUAUCUCCCUUAAUAUCUAUAAAAGAACUACGAGAGCUAGGUGUAACACUCCAUGUGCAGUUGCACUCCGAUAGAGAUCCUAUCCCCGAUGUACCAGCUGUGUAUUUCUGCAUGCCGACGGAGGAAAACCUCGGCAGGAUAGGGCAAGAUCUCAACAACAACAUUUACGACAUCUACCAUCUCAACUUCAUCUCUCCGAUAUCCCGGCAGCGAUUGGAGGACCUAGCUGCAUCAGCAUUGCAAGCCAACUGCGUCUCUCACAUCCACAAGGUGUUCGACCAAUACUUGAAUUUCAUUUCACUUGAAGACGAUAUGUUCAUUCUGAGACAUCAAAACAGUGAUGCAAUGUCUUACUAUGCAAUAAACCGAGGAGAGAUAAAGGACACAGAAAUGGAGCAGAUAAUGGACUCUCUUGUGGACAGUUUGUUUUCUGUGUUCGCCACUUUGGGGACUGUUCCGGUAAUCAGAAGUCCAAGAGGUAACGCAGCAGAAAUGGUUGCUGAGAAGUUGGAUAAGAAACUGAGAGAAAAUUUGAGGGAUGCAAGAAACAAUUUGUUUACUGAUUCUGCCAGCACUGCAUUUAGUUUCCAGCGAGUGCUGUUGAUCAUCCUGGACCGCAACAUGGACAUGGCCACGAUGCUGCACCACUCGUGGACCUACCAGGCGCUGGCUCACGACGUGUUGGAUCUUGCACUCAACCGUGUGGUUGUGGAGGAAACCAGCGGCAAGUCUCCGAAGGGAGGGGUCCGCAGCAAGGCGCGCGCCUGCGACCUGGACAACAAGGAUAAGUUCUGGACAACCCACAAGGGCAGCCCAUUCCCCCAAAUGGCAGAAGCUAUUCAAGAAGAAUUGGAACAGUAUCGGUCCUCUGAAGAAGAAGUAAAAAGACUAAAAGCUUCAAUGGGUUUGGACAAUGAGAGCGAUGCGGCAAUAUCAAUGAUGUCUGACAACACGGCUAAACUGACAUCAGCUGUCCAAUCCCUACCACAGUUGCUGGAGAAGAAGCGACUGAUAGACAUGCAUACGACUAUAGCCACAGGUAUCCUGAAUGCCAUCAAGUCUCGCCGGCUGGACACACUGUUUGAGCUGGAGGAGAAGAUCAUGAGCAAGCAGUCCCUGGACCGCCCUCUCAUGGAGAUCCUGGCAGACCCGGAGACUGGGGCUCCUGAUGACAAGAUGAGGCUGUUCAUCAUCUACUAUAUCUGCACACACACCAUGUCUGAGGUGGAGUACGAUCGCUACUGCUCUGCUCUUGAAGCUGCUGGGUGCGACUUGCGACCUCUUACAUACAUCAAGCGUUGGAAGGCUUAUGCUAAAAUGGCUGCCAACCCUAACCAGUAUGCUGGCGGAGGCACCAAGACUGUGAGCAUGUUCUCCAAACUGGUGUCGCAGGGGUCGUCUUUUGUGAUGGAGGGAGUCAAGAACUUGGUGGUCAAGAGACAUAACCUGCCGGUGACCCGCAUCGUAGAUGAGUUGAUGGAGAUGCGCGGCGGAGAUGAUUACAGAUACUUUGACCCCAAACAGCUGCGGUCAGCCGACGCGUCCCAGCUGCCCAAGAACAAGACUCCCUUCACUGAGGCCAUUGUGUUCAUGAUCGGAGGAGGCAACUACAUUGAGUACCAGAAUCUCGUCGACUACACCAGGAGCAAAGCAGGAAUGGCUGGAGCCCCUGGUAGCAAGAGAGUGAUCUACGGAGCUUCCACCCUCAAUAAUGCCAAGGAGUUUAUUAAACAGCUUUCCCUGUUGGGCCAAGAGUUGCACUGAAGAAGAGAGGAAGAAGAGACUGAGGAGUCUCGACCAAUCACAGCGCAGCAACAUUCCCGCACUAGACCUCCUCAAUUUUGUUGUUGUUGACCAUAAUAUUUUAUUGUAUAUAUUUAUUCAUGUUUAAUAAACUGGUAUUUAAUUAAUAAUAUUCAAAUCUCAUUUAUGAGGCGGAACCAUCUGUACCCAUUUAACAAUUGUCUGGGGUUACCUGUACAAGUUAUAGUGCUUGCCUUCAAACCUGAAGGUUGAUGGUUCAAGCCCUAGCAUUCUGUACCCAGAUGCAAAGGUCAUUGUGCUUUCUGU